AUGAACACCCUUGUAUUGUCGACAGUAUUCGCUAUUUUGUUUGUAUCUUUGGCCACUGCUGAUAGCGAAACCUUCGAGGAAUUGUUUCAACCCGAAAUGCCCAGCAUGCGAGCCCGGAUAGCGUCGAGCAGCAGGUUUUGGGGGAAACGUGACACCGCUCGAGCCCGAAUCGCCGCAUCCCGAAUUUUCCGAGGACGACGAUCGAUGGGAAUGGAGGAGACACCAGAAAGCGACGGGGAUGCGGCCAAUUUGGAGCAACAGCAGCAGCAGCUGUCUUCUGCCGAAGUGCGUUCC
Molecule: messenger RNA, 294 nt
Organism: Mesorhabditis spiculigera
Lineage: Eukaryota; Metazoa; Nematoda; Chromadorea; Rhabditida; Rhabditidae
Source: the annotation of a GenBank genome assembly